AUGCCAACAGUAGAAGAUUAUUUCGACGAUGACACCGAUAUCCCUUUACCAUCUUCUUCCAAACCCCGAGCAUUGCCUGACACAGGACUAAAAGGAGCCUUGUUGGAGGAGAUUUCCGAUGACGACGACAACGAUAUGGAUUUCUCAAAACUGGCCGAACAAUCACGAGGGGUAUUUGGUGAAGGGGCGAAAGCUCCUCCACCGGGAUCGGGAUCUGGGAAUGGCAAAGGUAAAUUAGUUCAAAGAGAUGAUGAUGAAUUAAGACCUGUGCAAAGUGCUGGACCAGGAGGUGGAGGACCAGGUGUGAAUCCUAAUACACCGAUGGGUGGGUUUAUGGGUGAUAUGAUGAAAUUGCAAGCUGCAGAAGAUGAAAGAUUAGAAAGAUUAAAGAAACAAUUUGGUAAUGCUCAUGUAGCUAGUGAUCCAAGUGUAUACAAAGGAUGGAACACAGUUUAUCCUUUGUACUUCGAUGCGAAAGUAUCGAUCAACGAUGGAAGAAGAGUACCCAGAAAAAGUUCAGUAUGGUGGCCUCAAGCUACUCAAAUUGCUCAAGCUUGUAGAGUUUUAGGUCUACCUAGUGUGUUGGAGCCUGACAGAUGUCAUCCUGCAGAUUGGGAAAAUCCAGGACGUGUCAAAGUUCAAAUCAUGAAAGAAGGGAAAUUCGUGAAUCCCAUCAUCAAAAAUAGAACACAAUUAUAUAAACAUUUAUCUGAUCAAAUUCGACAACGAAAUCCCACUAUAAUAUUCAAUCCAUCAUCCGCACCUUCCAAACGAUCAAUCAAACCUUCAACUUCCACUACAACAGCACCUUCUUCAUCCAGUAAAAAAGGUAGCGGUAAAGGAAAAUCAAAAUCAAAAUCAAAUUCAAAUUCAAAUUCGAAACAAAUGGUUAAACAAUCUACUAAAGUCGUUUUACCUCCUCCUAAAUUACCUACGAGACCACCCCUUGCACCUCAACCUAUCCCAACUUUAGAUGAUAGGUUACCAUUACAUUCUCCAGUGGUACCUGCUGGUGUAGCUGUAGCCGCCAUAAAGAGAGAUAAAGAGAGUGAAAAAGAAGCAAAGAAGCAGGGAUUGAGUAUCGCAGGUGGUGAAGAAAGCACAAAAGAUAAAGCGCCGAAGAUGAAGAGAGUUGUCGUGAGAGGAAAGAGAUAA
Kwoniella shivajii is the source of this 1155-nucleotide messenger RNA. RefSeq lists its product as uncharacterized. Bases 1 to 1155 code for a protein of 384 amino acids. The record is from RefSeq and is a predicted model, not a curated record. NCBI's taxonomy places the organism in Eukaryota, Fungi, Basidiomycota, Tremellomycetes, Tremellales, Cryptococcaceae. The transcript has 4 exons. Gene Ontology annotation, biological process: SRP-dependent cotranslational protein targeting to membrane; SRP-dependent cotranslational protein targeting to membrane, signal sequence recognition. Gene Ontology annotation, molecular function: 7S RNA binding. Gene Ontology annotation, cellular component: signal recognition particle, endoplasmic reticulum targeting.